Messenger RNA from Girardinichthys multiradiatus, 2231 nucleotides. RefSeq names its product mitogen-activated protein kinase 14a (gene mapk14a). NCBI's taxonomy places the organism in Eukaryota, Metazoa, Chordata, Actinopteri, Cyprinodontiformes, Goodeidae. The transcript is spliced from 12 exons. The record is from RefSeq and is a predicted model, not a curated record. Gene Ontology annotation, molecular function: ATP binding; MAP kinase activity. Gene Ontology annotation, cellular component: nucleus; cytoplasm. Bases 270 to 1343 code for a protein of 357 amino acids. Gene Ontology annotation, biological process: protein phosphorylation; intracellular signal transduction.
AAGCUCAGGAGCAAUCUCCGGACUGGAAGAGAGGAACAAAUGAAAGUGAGGAGUUAGGAGUGUGCACACAACAGGCGGUGGUUCUGCAACUUUCUGUAAGAAAACAACUCGAGGACGUAAAACUACUCGUAGUUCUCCAGCAACAAGGAGCCGUCCUUUUCCUUCUUGUUGCUGGUAUUUGGGCGAAGCUAAGUUUUUCUCAGUUCAGAGUAAAGAAGCUGCUCGGUGUAGAAAAAGACGGUUGGUGGUCGACGGUUGGUUCUGCAGGAAUGUCGCAGAAAGAAAGAUCCGGAUUUUACCUGCAGGAGGUCAAUAAAACGAUAUGGGAAGUCCCGCGACGGUACCAGGAUCUGUCUCCGGUGGGCUCUGGCGCAUAUGGAUCAGUUUGCUCUGCAUAUGAUGACAAACUUGGUUUGAAGGUUGCAGUAAAGAAGCUCUCCCGACCUUUUCAGUCCAUCAUCCAUGCCAAAAGAACGUACAGAGAGCUGCGGCUGCUUAAACACAUGAAGCAUGAAAACGUCAUUGGCCUUUUAGAUGUUUUCACUCCUGCUACAAGUCUAAAAGAAUUCAAAGAUGUGUAUCUUGUGACUCACCUAAUGGGAGCAGAUCUAAACAACAUUGUCAAAUGUCAGAAACUCUCAGAUGACCACGUGCAGUUCCUUAUAUACCAGAUCCUCCGUGGAUUGAAGUAUAUCCACUCAGCAGGCAUCAUUCAUAGAGAUUUGAAACCUGGCAACCUUGCUGUGAAUGAAGAUUGUGAGCUGAAGAUAUUGGACUUCGGCUUGGCACGGCACACUGAUGAUGAAAUGACUGGCUACGUGGCCACCCGCUGGUAUCGUGCUCCAGAAAUCAUGUUGAACUGGAUGCACUACAACAUGACAGUGGAUAUUUGGUCGGUGGGGUGCAUCAUGGCAGAACUUCUUACUGGGAAAACUCUGUUUCCUGGCACAGACCAUAUAAACCAGCUUCAGCAGAUAAUGCGCCUGACAGGAACACCCCCAGCAGCACUAAUAAACAGGAUGCCCAGUCAGGAGGCUAGGAAUUAUGUCAGCUCCUUACCUCCAAUGCCCAAGAGGAACUUUGCUCAUGUUUUUGUUGGCGCUAACCCACAAGCUGUAGAUCUUCUGGAGAAGAUGCUGGUUCUGGAUGCAGACAAGAGAAUAACAGCCACUCAAGCUCUGGAACACCCCUAUUUUUCCCAGUACCACGACCCAGAAGACGAGCCCGAGGCUGAGCCAUAUGACCAGAGCUUUGAAAGCCGAGAGCUGGAAAUCGAUGAGUGGAAGCGACUGACCUAUGAGGAGGUGUGUAGUUUUGUGCCGCCUGAUUACAUGGAGGGUUGAGAUGAGCUGCAACCACAACCUGUCAACAUGUGCAUUAAUGUUUAGGCCUUCAGACAAACAUCAUACUAGCUAUUUCUGAGUCUUUAUUUCAGAAACCUUAGAGGUUAUCUUUAAGGAGGUCAUUUCUACCUUAAGAAAAGCAAGAACUGGACCAGCUAUGAUUAUUAUUUAUAUACCGCUAAUGCUCUUUUGUUGAGGAAUUUCACUUUUGCCAAUAUUUAAUAUGUGUUCAUGUAUUUAAUUUUUUUUCACUUUAAUUGUUGCUUUUAUUUUAAACUUCAACGCUUGACUGUGACUUCGCCUGUGCUGAUUUGGGUUUUAAACUUUUUGUUGAGUAAUUUAUAAAUAAGCUGUUUUCUAUUCAUAAAUAUGCUUGUCUACAAUCCAACUGGUAAACCUCUGGUACAAUUUUUGUUUUACCACAAUUAGUUGUGUUUUUAAAAAGGGAAAGCUUUGAAUAUUUCUGUGAAAUUCAGGACGCCUGCCUGUUCUUUUGUUGAUGCUGAUUUUAAAGCCACCAGCUGAAUUUACAAACUUUAACAUGUACUAUCUUUGAAUAAAUCUCCUGUAAUUUCUUUCACAAGUAUAUCUGAGCCUCUGCUGGUUACAUCUAGGUAAUGUGCCCGGAAAUAUGUAAAAAUGUGUCUGUUUUUGUGGUCAGAGCAUUUAUUGUUCGCAUGUACAUGGAGGCGUUCUGCGUCCAUAACUGUAGUGUUGACUUUGUGUUAAGAUUUUUAGUAUCAUGCCAUAACCUGUAACUGCUUAACAGUGUAAAACAGGGAUUUGUAUUUAUUCUAUGUGGAGUUGGUGUUUAUAAGCAACAAUCGGUUUGCAGUUUACCUGCAAUUUCCAGGCUUUUAACAAAAUAAAGACUUAUUUUUUAAGAGA